Molecule: messenger RNA, 2239 nt
Organism: Ilex paraguariensis (yerba mate)
Lineage: Eukaryota; Viridiplantae; Streptophyta; Magnoliopsida; Aquifoliales; Aquifoliaceae
Source: the annotation of a GenBank genome assembly
UGGCGUUUCUUCGAAAGAUACGAAAUACAGUAACUUGUAGUUUUUCAUAGAAACCUUGUCAUUUCGAAAAUACUGUGACUUUGUACAACGUGGUACAAAGUCACAGUUCUUCGUGUUACAAAAUCUACCCAAAGCCAGUACAAUAGUUACGUGUUUCUCUCUCUCUGACUAAAGAGUAAGGGCUUGAUUUCACCAAUUCUGAUGGCGGCGCACCAUUAAACAACUAAAACCUAAGAUCUCUCUCCACUAAUGGCUUCUUCUUUGUCUCUCCAAUCACUCUUUAUAUCUCUCCCACUUGACCAACACGACCAUGGUUUUGGGUCUGGUAAUUACCCAGUGAGUUUCUGGUCCAAAACCUCAGGGAUUGGGCGGGGGAGUCACUUAUUGUCUACAAAGAAAUUCGAACUGAAUUGCUCGAGAGACAAAGAGAUGGAUGUGAGCACAUCGGCUUUGGUUGAUGGCGCUGCUGAAUGCUUGGAUGAAAUGGAGAUUAAGGAGCCGGUGGAGCCAAGUAUUUCAACAAUGUUGAUGAAUUUUGACAAUAAGUUUGAUCCUUAUGAUGCGUUGAGUACUCCUCUCUAUCAAACAGCCACAUUCAAGCAGCCUUCAGCAGCAGAGAAUGGUCCUUAUGAUUAUACUAGGAGUGGAAAUCCUACACGGGAUGCCUUGCAAAGUCUCCUGGCAAAGCUUGACAAAGCAGAUCGAGCCUUUUGCUUUACCAGUGGGAUGGCUGCUUUGGCCGCUGUCACUCAUCUUCUUGGGACAGGUGAGGAAAUUGUUGCUGGAGAUGACAUUUAUGGUGGUUCUGAUCGGUUGUUGUCGCAAGUAAUUCCAAAAACUGGAAUCAUGGUUAAACGAGUGAAUACAACUGAUCUGGAUGAAGUUGCAUCUGCAAUUGGCUCCCGGACAAAGCUUGUGUGGCUGGAGAGUCCAACCAACCCUCGGCAACAAAUUUCUGAUAUUCGUAAAAUAGCAGGGAUAGCUCAUGCUCGUGGUGCUCUUGUGUUGGUGGAUAACAGCAUCAUGUCCCCUGUAUUGUCUCAACCAUUGGAACUUGGAGCAGACAUUGUGAUGCAUUCUGCUACUAAAUUCAUAGCUGGACACAGUGAUGUAAUGGCGGGCGUGCUUGCGGUAAAAGGGGAAAGGUUGGCAAAAGACUUGUAUUUCCUCCAAAAUGCAGAAGGUUCUGGGUUAGCUCCAUUUGACUGUUGGAUCUGUCUACGGGGCAUUAAGACCAUGGCCUUACGUGUUGAGAAGCAGCAGGUGCUAUUGUAACUGGUUCUAUUACAUCGUAUAAAUCUAUGUAGAGCAUUUAAAUCAAAUAUAUUGUGGUGUUUCUUCACUGUGUUUGCGAGUAUUUCUGCAACAUUAUUAUCUACUUCAAUUGAAGCUAAUGGUGAUCUAAGUAUAUAAUAAUGGCUAUGAAACUUGAGGUCAAAGCAAGUGGUCAGAACAGAUAGUUUAUGCUCUGCACCGUUCAACUGCUAAUCUGUGUGUCCCACCUAUUAUACAAGAUAUGAUUUUCUCUGAUUAAAACCAUACAAUUUAUAUGGUUGAAUCAAAGUAAAUAAUAUGGGGAUAUCAAAGUACAUCUCCAUUCUGUACAAAAUUCUUUUAUUAUUCUUAAUGCAUUAAACUAAAAUAAUGUCUCUUGCCAUGUUGGUUGGAAUUUCUCUGUGGAACUUCCAGAGUGUUUCCAAAAAGAGAUUCAUAAACAUUUUUUAUUUUCCGAAAGAACAAGCAGUUAUAACAUGAUGACAUGUGCUUGAUUGAUAUCAGUGUAAAACAGAAAUAAACAUUUUAAGUAGAUACUAUAAAUGCAGUUGUAACAAGACAAGAUCCAAAUGACACAACAAGCUUAAUUUUUGAGAUUGGGACUAACUGUCGGAUGCAAAAUAAUGCUGUGUUUUAUUUGGUGACAUUUGAACUGCAAGCAUCUAGUGGUGGCUUUUAAUGUAGAUUUAAGUUGUGGAGUUCAGGGUGUCUGAAAAUUUUUACGUGGUGUUUGUGGAAGCCAGUAGCACUAUACUAAUGCCAGAAGAUUACAAACUACAGUUAUGGCCAUGUGGCAGGGAGUGUGUUUGGGUGAGAAGUUGAUACUCUCUCUCUCUCUCUCUCUCUCCCUCUCCCUCGCCAUGCAUAAAGUAUGUUCUGAUGUGUCUAUAAGACAACCACCGUCUUUUGUUGUUUAUUGCAGCUGCAAAUCCCAUAAUUGUGAAGGUACCUACCUGCAUUUGGU